AUGUACAAUCAAAAUAUUUGUGUACAUUAUUGUUUUUACAACAUAACUACAACGAAUGAAGACACUAUCUUUUGUCAUUUUAAAGCGAAUGAUGCACAAAACUGGAUUCAUCUUCAUCUUCGUGAACAACAUUUCACACCUUUUUAUGAAGUAUCAGAUUUAUUGGAGACAGUACAAGACGCUACCCAAAAUGAAGCCCAUGUUGAUGCCAAUAUUGAACUAUUGCGUGAUAAUUAUGAUGAAGAUCCUACCGAAGAUAACCAUAACAAUCAUGAAAAUGAAAUUGAGAUUGAUAGAGAAGAUCGAAUUGGUGAAAAUACUAUGGAUUUUAUUGAUGAUGGUACUAUUCCAGUUUAUACAAAUUAUCGUAAACACAGUACAAGUCAUAUUGAUUUUUAUAAAGAAUUUACGAGUAAUUCAUUCGGUCAUUCUUGUAUUAUUUGCGACAGACUAUGGUGGAAAGGAGACUUGAAAAAGUCGACCAGUAAACAUGAAAGUAUUUUGAAAACAAUACUGCAGAAUUACAUACCUGGUGAAAUUGUUCAAGUCUGCUCUACGUGUUAUACAUCUUUGGGAAAAGAAAAAAUUCCUCUCAUGUCAACCUACAAUGGUUUUGCAUAUCCGAAAAUUCCAUCACAUUUACCAACGUUAAACCUUAUCGAGCAACGGUUGAUUUCCCCGAGAAUACCGUUCAUGCAGAUUCGUAGACUGAGACACGUUAAUGGUCAGUACGGUAUUUAUGGCCAGAUAAUUAAUGUACCUGUUGAAGUUAAUACAAUGGUGAAACAAUUGCCAAGAAACAUUGAAGAUGACCAUUGCUUUUAUGUGCAUUUGAAAAAGAAGUUGAUUCACAAAACUAGUUAUGUCCACGGGCUUAUAAAUAAGAGCCAUAUUAAAGAGUGGUUGUCGUAUUUAGUAUCUACGCCUCUUUAUAUUUAUCAUGACAUUAAAAUCGAUGAAUCUUUUUUUCCGGCAAUGAACGUACUUCGCAAUUGA
Molecule: messenger RNA, 996 nt
Organism: Parnassius apollo (apollo)
Lineage: Eukaryota; Metazoa; Arthropoda; Insecta; Lepidoptera; Papilionidae
Source: the annotation of a GenBank genome assembly